Cyanistes caeruleus (blue tit) is the source of this 1086-nucleotide messenger RNA. Its product is annotated as sushi, nidogen and EGF-like domain-containing protein 1. The record is from RefSeq and is a predicted model, not a curated record. Gene Ontology annotation, biological process: cell-matrix adhesion. NCBI's taxonomy places the organism in Eukaryota, Metazoa, Chordata, Aves, Passeriformes, Paridae.
CCAUGGGAGUGCAGCCUGGACACACGAAGGUCCCCCCCAUCCUCCUCCUCCUCCUCCUCCUCCUCAGCCACGCAGAGGAGUGGGGACCCCUGAAGACAUCGGGGGCUCCUGUGGGACCCAUAGGUGGGGUCCUGUACCCCUUUGGACCAGGAGUAGGGGAUGAGGCCACCCACCAUGAAGAUGAUGGGACGAGCCCUGAGAUCUUCCUACAGGAAAACUUCUCCUUCUUUGGACAUGUCCACCGCUCACUCUAUGUGAACAACAAUGGUGUGGUGUCCUUUGGGAUGAUGGUCCCAGAGUUCACCCCCCAGCCCUUCCCGCUGCCAGGCCACCGCCCCUUUGUGGCACCGUACUGGGCUGAUGUGGACACCCGUCUGGGAGGGAACGUCUUCUACCGGCAGAGCCGGGACCCCCAGCUCCUGGCACGCCUGGCCCAGGACCUUGCACCUGCUGUGUCACCUGGGGACCCACCCCCACAGCCUACCUGGGCAUUUGUGGCCACCUGGGACCAUGUGGCCUAUUUUGGAGCUGCCUCGGACAAGGUGAACACUUUCCAGGCUGUGCUGACCUCCGAUGGUGUCAACUGUUUUGUCCUGCUCAACUAUGAAGACUUGCAGUGGACAACUGGCAUUGCUAAUCAGGGGGAUCCCCACACUGGCCUGGGGGGCAUCCCUGCACAGGCUGGGUUCAACGCUGGGGACGAUGUCCACUACUACAAUGUCCCGGGGUCACGGACACCCACAGUGCAGAGCCUCAGCCACCGCAGCAACCUGGGAGUCCCAGGGCGCUGGGCUUUCCGUGUUGACCACUUUAAGGCCACUGAGGAACCCCCUGAGACCCCUGGCACCCUGCCAAAGGCAUCUGAGGCCCCCUGGAGUCCCUUGGCACCCCACAAGACCCCUUCAGUAUCCCCCAACCCCCCCAGGACCACAGAGGAGCAGGUGUAUGUCUGUGGGUUGUGAGCAGGUGACAUCUGGGACAUUUGAGGUGGGGGGGGGUUGCCUAACAGCCCUCAGCCCACCCCCACAGAAGGAUUUUCCCCCACAGAGGCUGCAUUUCAUGAUGGAAAUAGCAAUAAACAUCUGU